CGCCGUGCAAUCCCGGGUUUUCCGGGCCCCGCUAAUGUCACGUGUGUGUCACCGGGAACGGCGACCCCUGAUCGGGAUUCCGAGUCGGGGAUCUAAGGUUUUGGGAGUGGCGCCUUGCUGCAGCGGUCACGCCGACUUCCUAGGCACUCUGGUUUUCCUAGGUCUGGAGCUGCCUCUGCCUGGUUUCUCCCUUUGCUUUCCACUUCCCCGGCUUACAUAUUCAAUUGUACACCUUGGGAGGGGACGAAAGAUCUUGAGCAGCGGGAAGCAAAGAGGAGAAAGCAGGGGAGAUUUAUUUUCUGAGUGACUGGCAUUGACUUGUGCUCUGAGCAUGUUUGGAUGAGCAAGACCACAGGAAACUCAGAGGCUUGAAUGGGACUCGAGAGAUAAAGAUUCUAUCAGGCGAGCGCUGCAACACAGCAAUGUGGUCAUCAGUCUUACUGGACAAGACUGGGAAACCAACUAGGCAUUCCACAGCACCACUGUUGAUGUCGUCUAUGAUGUCACGAGGGUGGCGGCCGUCAACAUUACAGUCCACAGACUGGGCAGUCCCCAGGAUCUCUUCAGUGGUUCCAGAGAGUUCUCUGGCUAGAGAUCCGUGCCACAGCUCUCAAGCAAUGUUGACAUUCUCAUCGAAAGUGAUACUCCUGCUGUGUUUAAUGUUUUUCUGUUUCUUUCUGUCUCUUGGUGGUUCCUUGAGGACUUUGAUGAUCAGGGCAGAAGAAGGCGGCACCAUCUCAAUCUGUGCCUGUCUGCUCUGAAUGGUCAGUUUCACUGUAAUCCUCAGGCCCUUCCAGUCACCUGUAGCCUUGGCAAUGUCUUCACCAACCUUUUUUGGAGACAGACCCAGGGAGCGGAUCUUGGGGGCCAGCGCAGAAGUGGCACCGAAUUCCCCCCCGGUGCACCUCAGGUGUACAACGUGGACCUCGUUGGGGUUGAACUUCGGUGGCAUGGUGGAGGUGGCUGGUGUUGUAUGAACCCAGAUUCGGGACAACUGAAGAAAGUUGCACCUUGGCCUCCUGCGAGUCAAAAGCCGAAAAGAUGUUCUUGAGCUGCUGUGCACAAAAUCAGGUCAACACGUCUUGAGCACUUGGCCCUGGACCAUCUCCAGACCAGAGCACACCGGCUUUGUUUCCUUAGGAAUGAAAGAAGUGGGAUUGCUGGAUCAUAUAGUAACUGUAUGGUUAACUGUAUAAGAAAAUGCCAAAGUGUUUUCCACAGUGGCUGUACCAUUUUGCAUUCCCGCCAGCAAUUAUAAGAGUUCUAGUUCGUGCUGGCGGGCGGGCGGGGUCUGGUGGUUUGAACAAGAAGAUGGGACUGGAACCGGGUGCAGGCAGUGGACACGGUUCCACCGAGAGCAGAAGAUGGCAGUGAAAGUAUACUCAACGUCAGUGACCAGUGAUCAUCUAAGUUGACAUGACAUGCUGGCCUGGAUCAAUGAGUCUCUGCAGUUGAGUCUAACAAAGGUUGGACAGUUGUGCUCAGGGGCUCAGGGCUCAGUUUAUGGACAUGAUGUUUCCUGGCUCCAUUGCCUUGAAGAAAGUGAAAUUCCAGGCUAAGCUAGAACACGAGUACAUCCAGAACUUCAAAAUACUACAAGCGGGUUUUAAGAGGAUAGGUGUUGAUAAAAUAAUUCCUGCGGACAAAUUAGUAAAAGGAAAGUUUCAGGACAAUUUUGAAUUUGUUCAAUGGUUCAAGAAGUUUUUUGAUGCAAACUGUGAUGGAAAAGACUAUGACCCUGUGGCUGCCAGGCAAGGUCAAGAAACGGCAGUGGCUCCUUCGCUCGUUGCUUCAGCGCUGAAUAAACCGAAGAAACCUCUCAGUUCUAGUAGCGCAGCUCCCCAGAGGCCCAUCUCAACCCAGAGAACUGCUGCGGCUCCUCAGCCUGGCCCUGGUGUGGUGUGGAAGAGCCCUGGUGUGGGCGAUGGGGAUGACGAGGCAGCUGAGCUGCAGCAGGUCAACGUAUUGAAACUUACUGUUGAAGACUUAGAGAAAGAGAGAGACUUCUACUUCGGAAAGCUACAGAACAUUGAAUUGAUUUGCCAAGAGAAUGAGGGGGAGAAUGACCCUGUACUGCAGAGGACUGUAGACAUUCUGUAUGCCACAGAUGAAGGCUUCAUGGUACCUGAUGAAGGGGGUCCACAGGAGGAGCAGGAAGAGUAUGAACAGCCUGGACCAGCAAAGCAACAUCCAAAUUCUUCACUCCAAAUCAUGUGCUUAACUGUAAAAUACUCCCUUUUAUUAUCCUUAGAGGACUCACUGUUUUCUUUUCAUAAGCAAAAAGUACCUCUUCUUCCAGCGCACUUUGCAGACGUUUCACUCCUUCUCCAAUAAGAUUGAGUUAGGAGCUUUUAACUUGUGGCAGAGCAGUAUCAACAUCUAGUUGGUUCCCCUGGGAAACAGAGGCUGACAUGGGGCUCGCUGUGCGGAUGCGGGUCACACUGAGUGCUGGAGGAGGUGUAUGUCAUAUGCCGAGGCGGUGACCUCAGUGGAGUAAUGUAAAGACUGAAUUGAAUUUUAAGCUAAUGUGAAAUCAGAGAAUGUUGUAAUAAAUAAAUGCCUU
This is a messenger RNA of Saimiri boliviensis boliviensis (Bolivian squirrel monkey), 2563 nucleotides long. Lineage: Eukaryota; Metazoa; Chordata; Mammalia; Primates; Cebidae. The record is from RefSeq and is a predicted model, not a curated record.